This is a messenger RNA of Cygnus olor (mute swan), 2305 nucleotides long. It is a transcript of the gene EVA1A, whose product is annotated as eva-1 homolog A, regulator of programmed cell death. The transcript is spliced from 9 exons. Gene Ontology annotation, molecular function: carbohydrate binding. The record is from RefSeq and is a predicted model, not a curated record. Lineage: Eukaryota; Metazoa; Chordata; Aves; Anseriformes; Anatidae. Bases 193 to 1773 code for a protein of 526 amino acids.
UCGGAUUCAUUCACUCCAAGGGAUGUGUGUGUGUGUGAGUGAGUGCGAGCGAGUGGUUUUCCUUCCUGGCUGCUGGCUGCGAUCCUUCCAAGCUAUGGGACUAAGAGUUUUCUCCGGGCGAUGAGUGUCGGACUGGGGCAGAGAGUGCUUUCCUUCUCUCUGGAAGAAAACAAGCCGUGAGGAUACCUAAGGAUGUGCUGCCCAGAUGUGCUUCCUACCUCCGCCUUUCUCAUAGGACUAAUGUGCUUGACAGCUUGCAGCAACUUUGCUAGGACUUCGGCAGACUUCUCAGGUUACAUAUCACAAGUACUAAAGAAUUACACUGACCAUGCCUGUGAUGGAGAAUACAUCUCCCUGAGGUGUCCUCACAGAACCACCAUCAGCAUCCAGUCUUCUUUUUAUGGCCGAAUUGUACCAAGUCAUCAGAUGUGUCCCUCUCGCUAUCCCCACUCUUAUGCAACUUUAAUUAAGGAAGACGUUGACUGUUCAGUUGGCACUUCCCUUCAGAAGAUGCUGGACGAGUGCCAGGACAGACGGAGCUGCCAGUUCCUUGUCAAUAGCCGGCUGUUUGGCGCAGAUCCGUGCCCUGGAACCGGCAAAUACCUCCUCGUGUGGUACAAGUGCAGGCCAAAUGAGUACAAGAGUAAAGUAGCCUGUGAAGACGACAAGCUGCGGCUGAGCUGUAAGAAGAGCAUGGUGAUAGCCAUUUACUCUGCUGUCUUUGGAAGGACACAAGGAGGCAGCCUGGAGUGCCCAUACCAAAACCUAGGGAUGCCCAUGAUUGAGUGUCAGUCAGCUACUGCUCUCCAACUCAUGAUCAAGCGCUGUCAUGGGAAAAGAAGUUGUAGCAUAUAUGCCAGCACCUAUGAAUUUGGAGAUCCUUGUUACCCUGGCAUCCGAAAGCAUCUCAAUGUCAUCUACACUUGUGUUCCCAGGAAGCUUCUGCAUGAAACCCAGCCAGGACCGACCAAUUACCAAGGAUUUCAGAAGCCACAUUUUCCACUGCGGCCAAGGGUGUUUGAUCCCAAUGUUAUAGAGGACGGUGUGUUCCUUUCUGAUGUCUCUCCUUCCAAUAUAGGACGUGCUCUCCCAGGUUUUCAGGGAAUGGAGACAGAUCAGGUGAGCACAGACCGUCUCAUGUUGUGGCUGCGGUCAGAGAGCCUUUGGUUGUAUGGCACUGGUGGUAUUGUAGGAGAUGGACCCUUCAGUUUCCUGAAUUUAAUACCUGCAGAGAAGAAGAAAGGGAGAUCGGCCACGUUCUACCCUCUGGACAACACCCCCUUCCUGCUUCCUGUGGAUGAGACACAACCGCCAGUGUUCACCAGCAGCAUGGAGCCCGUGGGCGUUAGCACAGAGAUGGCACUGCUCAGCAACAUCCUAGCAGCGUACGCCUUCAUCACAGAAAACCCUGAGCGGGCUGCUCUGUAUUUUGUCUCCGGAGUGUGCAUUGGACUCGUCUUGACACUGCUGGCCUUGGUGCUCAGGGUGUCCUGCCGAACAGACUGCAAACGCUCCUCCGCCAAAAAACCUCCUCGGGAGCGGGAGAGCGACAGCGACAGCAGCGACAGUGACGACGAUUCGGACACCACUUCUGACCUGUCGGCCCGUAGGCACCGCAGGUUCGAGAGGACUUUGAACAUGAACGUCUUCACGUCGGCGGAGGAGCUGGAGCGAGCUCAGAGGCUGGAGGAGCGGGAGCGCAUCAUCCGGGAGAUCUGGAUGAACGGCCAGCCGGACAUCCCAGGGACCAGGAGCCUCAACCGUUACUACUAGGUGGUGGGGAGCCCAACCAUCCCACACUGCUCCUCCACACCUGGUAGAGGAGAGGGAGGGGAGCAGUAUCACCUGGAUGUCUCCCCUUUUCUUUCCAGGAGUACUAGCUGGAGCAGUGUGGAUGGACAGCAAUAAAGCUUUCCCCCUCUCCUUUUCCCUGACAUAUUGCUAUCACCCCUCUUCACAGACACUUUCUGGUUACAGCAGAGGUGGUUGCCAACUUCGUUUCUUAGUAGCCAUCAGGAAGCCGGCAAUUAGAGUCCUCCCAUGUGGGGCAUGGAGCUUGGCAUGCCGCUGUACAAGUGCUCCCCUCUUGGCUGGGGAGAGGAGUCAUCUAGGUUUUGGUUUUCAUUUAGGAUUUUGGGGUUUCUCUUUCCUGAGGACUUUGGGAGAAUUGUGAACGAAACUACAGGUCUGGAAAGAUGAUUUGGGAAGGGAGGGGGAGGUACAUCCUGACUGAUUGUCUUGUGACUUCAGAAGCCAUGAGAUUAACUUAAUUUAAACCCAACGGCAAAUAUGACUUGUUAAGAAC